UUUUAUUAACACGAUAAGGAAAAAAAUAAUUUGACAACGUGCGAACUCUAAUGGUUUAACUAAUUUAUAUUGUAUUAUUUGCACACCGCGGCUUUAAUGAUGUCAAUUGCAUAAAUUAACUGUUCUAUAAAAGUGACUACAGCGCAGGCGAUUUUAUUAAAAACGAAAAUAGCAUCAAUUGUGGCAAGAAGGAUGCAGUCUGUAAAUAAAGGAAAUACCGUCCACUCACGUCUUUUAUGUGAUAGAGAAACUUUUAACAGGCUGCUUCCUCUAUUUGCUGGUGGGAUUUCUGCUACAAUCGCCCAGUGCGUUACUUGUCCACUGGAUGUCGUACAGACACGCUUGCAAUCAACCCAACUCAAGUUCUGUGGAUCUUUACCAACAGUCUCUGCUGUGAAUAAACCGGUUUAUAUCCUUCAGUAUUUUCAGACAUUGGCAUCGUAUAUAAAGUAUAUGACGCAAACAGAGGGAUUUAGAUCGCUGUGUAAAGGUUUAGGUCCAGGCUUGUUUGGGAUCGUACCUGCUAAGUCGAUAUAUUUUUAUUGUUACGCAAACUCAAAGAGAAGGCUUAGAAAAGCUUCUGGUAGUGGUAGCGUUUUCAUUCACAGUGCUUCGGCUUGCUUUGCUGGAAUAGUUACAGCUACUGUCACGAAUCCUAUUUGGUAUAUCAAGACACAGUUGCAACUGAACAAAAAAUACGAAGGUAUCUUUGAAGUAAUCAAGAAAGGUUAUAGACUCAACGGCGCGAAAAGUUUCUUUCGUGGGCUAUCCGCAUCUUAUGUUGGAGUUUCAGAAGUAAUUAUCUAUUUCAUACUUUACGAAAAACUAAAAGAGAAUUUGCACCAACAGAAGACAUGUGUAGAUUCUUUUCAACCGUCUAAUUAUAUUCUAGCUGCGCUUACAUCAAAAAUCGUUGCGACUUCUUUAACCUAUCCACACGAAGUCGUGCGAACUAGGUUACGUCAGGAUGAGCGAGAUAUAGCUGGACGAUUAAAAUAUCGAAAUUUUCUUCAAACGUUAGCCACUGUUGGGCGAGAAGAGGGACGAGUUGGUUUGUAUGGCGGCUUUGCAACUGGCUUAGUGCGCCAGUUACCAAGCACAGGCGUGUUAUUUUUAACAUACGAAGCUAUACUUUACUUGGCUAAUCGAGACUAAAUAAAUUAUAAUUACGUGCUCCAUUUUUUACCUUUUCAACUUUGUUGAAAGCUGUUAAAGUUUCUUUCAAAUCUUUUAUCGUACAUAAUUUGUAUAUAUAGUAAUAAUAAUAACACACAAACAUGGUGUAUAAAACUUUGCAGAUAUAUAUUUUUGUUUUGUUUUGUUUAUAAUAUAUUUGAUUGUAAAUAUGGUAAAAAUUAUGACAAUUCGCAUGAACAAAAUGAAAAAGCGCUUAGUUUUCUGUUUUGCAUCAAAUGUUGAACAUUUUGUGUGUUAAAAAUUAAAUU
Molecule: messenger RNA, 1445 nt
Organism: Hydractinia symbiolongicarpus
Lineage: Eukaryota; Metazoa; Cnidaria; Hydrozoa; Anthoathecata; Hydractiniidae
Product: solute carrier family 25 member 36-A-like
Exons: 1
Coding region: 193-1155 (320 amino acids)
Biological process (GO): pyrimidine nucleotide import into mitochondrion
Cellular component (GO): mitochondrion
Molecular function (GO): pyrimidine nucleotide transmembrane transporter activity
Source: RefSeq, a predicted model, not a curated record